Messenger RNA from Microthlaspi erraticum, 306 nucleotides. NCBI's taxonomy places the organism in Eukaryota, Viridiplantae, Streptophyta, Magnoliopsida, Brassicales, Brassicaceae. The record is from the annotation of a GenBank genome assembly.
AUGUCGCGUUACCAUAUAAGCCUUGUAACGUCUCGGCUCUUCGUAGGGAUCGGAAGAGGAGAGUUGUUGCUUUCGAAAGACACUCAGCUUUUGCUGUUGAGCAUGUGGUUGCAACUGUUGUUUAGUGAUUACAAUUGGUUACAGCAUGGUUGCAGAUCGUUCGAUGGGAAGCUUGUAGAGGAAGGGCAUUGGGAGGACGAUACUGACGUUGCCGUUGGAAGAUCAGCAGAGUAUUUUGUUGUCGUGGCUUGGGAGUUUCUUGAACGGAAGAGAUGGUGGGUGUCCAAAUCUUCAGAGAGCUUAUGA